AUGGCGCUCUCGCAGACCACGAUCGUGCAGAAGAGAAAGCGCUUCAGCGCAAGCAACAUCACCCCGUCCAAGGUGAGCCGCACCACGGAUCCCAACAACGACACAGACGGCUCGGAAAUCAUCGUCGCGGUAAGGAACUGGGGCAGCGCCUUCAACGUCUUCGAGGGCCUGACUCGAGACGAUCCGCUCUGGCAGCUUCAGGUCAUCCACGGCGGGCGCAACGCUUUCGGAUACCAGGUACUGGCAGUGGCCAGAGAAGCGCUGCUGAAGCACCCCAACAACAACAUCCGAGACCUCCAGCAACUGGAGUCCGUCCUGCACGUACGCCUCCUGAACGGAGCACCUCCUCACACCGGCGCACUGGACCCAGAUGGCACCGGCAUCGAAGCAUGGCAAGUCGUGCUGUAUGCGAGCUCCGUGACCAACGCCCUGGACUUCAUCCAUCUCGUGCUGAAACACAAGGUGGCCAAAGGACAGCUGCUGCAGCUGCCCAACAUGACCGUCGCGUGCCCAGACGGAAGCGUCGAGUCCGUCCCAGAACCAUGGACACUGAACACCAAUCCUCCGCACUGCCCGAAAGCCUUCGCAGUCCUUCCACCCCGUGGACGCCGUCACGUACUCUGUCAAGUGGAACUCUCCGGCUCCAGGACCACAACAGCGAGCAGCCAAGAUUCAAAGGAAGAGCCCGAGCCGAUCACCGAAGGGGAGGACAAGAACAACGCAAGCACACUCUACACCUUCAGCUUCUUCGGCGGCAUCUACUCCUACCGCGAACUGUUCGACGCGGCCAACGUCGAAGGCGGCUACAACGUGGGACCCGAAGGCAAUCGAGACUACGUGCGUACCCUGGAGGUGAUGAACAACCAAGAAGGAAAAGACAGGCUGAUGUCUCUGCACGAGCAAGUCCUGUUGAACGUGCCCAUCUACCUGGUAGACGCCACCGAGAAACCCGACGACGAGUUCGUCGCCUGGUUCACAAGCCUGCCCCACGUAGAGCUCGGAGAGAGAGCCAGCUCGUGA
This is a messenger RNA of Symbiodinium natans, 1020 nucleotides long. Lineage: Eukaryota; Dinophyceae; Suessiales; Symbiodiniaceae. The record is from the annotation of a GenBank genome assembly.